This is a messenger RNA of Candidula unifasciata, 163 nucleotides long. The record is from the annotation of a GenBank genome assembly. NCBI's taxonomy places the organism in Eukaryota, Metazoa, Mollusca, Gastropoda, Stylommatophora, Geomitridae.
CCAUAUAACUUUACGAUUCUCUCAUGACAUCUCUCCAGGUCGACCUAUAUGGCCCUUAAGGUCGGUAAAUCAUCACCUGGAGUCUCUACAAAUGAAGAUUGCAAUCAUUCACAAUCAUCUGCUCUCGGUGGUGCCUGGAGACUGCCUGCACUGGAUCUCUGAA